Molecule: messenger RNA, 1777 nt
Organism: Populus euphratica (Euphrates poplar)
Lineage: Eukaryota; Viridiplantae; Streptophyta; Magnoliopsida; Malpighiales; Salicaceae
Product: cytochrome P450 71A1-like
Exons: 2
Coding region: 205-1755 (516 amino acids)
Molecular function (GO): heme binding; iron ion binding; oxidoreductase activity, acting on paired donors, with incorporation or reduction of molecular oxygen
Source: RefSeq, a predicted model, not a curated record
GCUGCCUGAAGUCUACUAUUUUAAUGUCUAGUUGGAGUCUCUUCCUCUAAUGUGAAUUGUAAAAUACAUGUUACUAUUACCAUCUUCAUAUCAAUUUUUAGUUCAUAGGAGAAACGUGUAAACAUCUCAACAGGCAGGCAGUUCGAUUUUCUGUUCAAUCAUUUAUGAAAAGCUGCUGUAUUGUUAGUUUUAUAGGAGGAAAGAAUGGAUCCUUCGAUUUUUUUGCACCAGUAUUGGCUAGAAUUGGAUAGGACAAUCUUGCUCGCUGUCAUGGUUCUUCCAUUUAUGGCUUUCUGCACCAUUUAUUUCACCAAGUCCAUUCAGACAGACAAGCUCAACUUACCUCCAUCCCCAUUGAAGCUGCCAAUGAUAGGAAAUCUUCACCAGGUAGGCAGGCUCCCCCAUAGGUCACUCCGUAACUUGUCUGAGAAGUAUGGACCCUUAAUGCUCUUACACCUUGGCAGUUCUCCAGCUCUCAUUGUUUCCUCAGCAGAGACAGCCAAAGAGAUCUUGAAGACACAUGAUAAAGCUUUCUUGGAUAAACCUCAAACAAGGGCUGGAGAUGCUCUCUUUUAUGGAAGCAGUGGCAUAGCAUUUUGUUCUUAUGGUAACUAUUGGAGACAAGCGAAAAAAGUUUGUGUCCUUGAACUCCUGAGCCAAAGAAGGGUGCAGGCAUUUCAAUUCGCCAGGGAAGAAGAAGUGGAGAAAAUGGUUGAGAAAAUACAGAUUUCAUGCCUCAGUAAAGUUGCCAUUGAUGUUGGUGCGGCGUUUUUAACCAUCUCUAAUGACAUACUAUCUAGAUCUGCUUUUGGAAGGACAUAUGAAGAAGUAGAUGGUCAGCAGUUGGGAGAAUUGUGGAGGACGGCUAUGGACCUGAUUGGAGAGUUCUGCUUAAAAGACUUCUUUCCCUUGUUGGGUUGGAUGGAUGUUAUUACUGGUUUAGUUUCUAAACUGAAGAGGACUUCCAAAGCACUUGAUGCUUUUCUCGAUCAAGUGAUUGAAGAACAUUUGGUUUCCAGGACUGAAGAUGACAUAACUGAUAAGAAAGACUUGGUAGAUAUUCUACUUCAUAUUCAGAAGAAUGGAAUGACCGACAUUGAUCUCAGUCGGGACAACCUCAAAGCAACCCUCAUGGAUAUGUUUAUUGGAGCAACAGAUACUAUUGCAACCACCAUGGAAUGGGCAAUGGCAGAACUAGUGAGUAAUCCAAGUGCACUGAAGAAAGUCCAAGAAGAAGUAAGAGGUGUUGUCGGAGAAAAAUCCAAGGUCGAAGAAAUUGAUAUCGAUCAAAUGGAUUUCUUAAAGUGUAUUGUGAAAGAGACUCUGAGGUUACACGCGCCUCUUUUUAUUGCCCGGAGAACAUCUGCAAGUCUUGAAUUGGAAGGCUAUCACAUCCCUGCCAAUUUGAAAGUGAUGAUCAAUUCGUGGGCGAUUCAACGUGACCCCAAAUUAUGGGAUAGUCCUGAAGAGUUUAUCCCAGAGAGAUUUGCAAAUAAAUCAGUUGAUUUUAAAGGCCAAAACCACCAAUUCAUUCCUUUUGGUGCUGGCAGAAGGGGUUGCCCCGGAAUUGCAUUUGCAGUUGUAGAAGUUGAAUAUGUUCUAGCUAAUAUCUUGUAUUGGUUUGACUGGGAGUUUCCUGAAGGCAUCACCGCAGAGGAUUUAGAUAUGAGUGAGGUGUUUACACCAGUUAUUCGUAUGAAAUCACCUCUUCAUCUUGUUCCUGUAGCCCACUUUCAAAAAACGAUCAGUAACUGAUACGAGGUUAUGUUCUUAUUAU